UGUAAUAGCUGCUUAAAAAAUGGAAAUUUCAACUAAUAAUAUUAAUAAUUUGGUGAAAUGCCUCCAAGCCACCUUAAGUCCUGAUCCUAAUGAACGCAAACAAGCUGAAAACUUCUUACUUUCAAUUGAAUGUAAUAAAAAUUAUCCAUUAUUAUUACUCCACAUUAUCAGCGCACCAAAUGAUGUAAAUGUUGAUUUGGUUAAAAAAAUUGGAGCAGUUACAUUUAAGAACUAUAUAAAACGAAAUUGGCCUAUUGAUGAAGACACUCUUCAAAACAAAAUACACCAAGAAGAUCGUGUAUUAAUUAAAGAACAGAUUGUGACUGUUAUGUUGAGUGCUCCAGAUGCUGUUCAAAAGCAAUUAAGUGAUGCUAUUUCACUGAGCAAAUAUGAUUUUCCAGACCAAUGGCCAAAUUUAUUGACAACAAUUAUUGAAAACUUUGCUGUAUUUGCUAAUGCACCAACAGGUGAUCUAACACCUAUUAAUGGAGCUUUAGAAACUGCUCAUUCUUUGUUUAGAAAAUAUAGAUAUGAGCUUAAGUCUCAAAAACUUUGGACCGAAAUAAAAUUUGUCUUAGAUACUUUAGCUAAACCUCUAACUGAAUUAUUUGUUCUUACUAUGAAUUUAUGUGAAGUUUCAAAGGAUCCUAAAGUUUAUAAUGUAAUACUUGUACUGACUAAGAUAUUUUUUUCAUUAAACUAUCAAGAUCUUCCAGAAUUUUUUGAAGAUAAUAUGCAAAUUUGGAUUAGCAAUUUCCAGAAAUUGUUAGAAUUAGAAAUUAAAGAAUUGGAAACUGAGAGUGAUGAUGAGACUGGUGUAUUGCAUCAAAUUCAAUCACAAAUUUGUGAAAAUAUUUCGUUAUAUGCCCAAAAAUAUGAAGAAGAAUUUUCAUCUUAUAUGCGAUCAUUAGUUACAAUUAUUUGGAAAUUAUUGAUCAAGACUGGAUCUCAACCAAAAUAUGAUACACUUGUUAUAAAUGCCCUACAAUUUUUGUCAACAACUGUUAUCAAACCACAGUAUCGUGACCUCUUUGAUGAUCCAUCAGUUUUUUCUGCUAUUUGUGAAAAAGUUGCUAUUCCUAAUAUGCAAUUUAAAGCAUCAGACGAAGAAUUAUUUGAGGACAACCCAGAAGAAUAUAUUCGUAGAGACAUUGAAGGUUCUGAUGUGGAUACAAGAAGAAGAGCAGCAUGUGACUUAGUUAAAGCACUUUCAAAAGAGUUUGAACAAGUUACUAUGUCUUCAUUUGGUUUAUACGUGAAAUCUAUGUUAGAUCAAUAUGCAGCUAAUGAACAAAAUUGGCGUAGUAAAGAUGCUGCAUUAUUUUUGGUAACAACACUAGCAUCAAGAGGAAGUACUCAACGUCAUGGUACUACUAAAAUUAGCGAACUUGUUAAUUUAGAAGAAUUUACCACUAUGCAUGUACUACCAGAACUAGCAAAACCAAAUAUUAAUGGAAUGCCUGUUAUGAAAGCUGAUGCAAUUAAAUAUAUAGUGACGUUCCGUAGUGUAUUACCUCCUCAAGUCAUUGUUAGCACGUUACCAGCACUUACAAAGCUUUUAGAAGCUGAGAGUGUAGUUGUUAGGAUUUAUGCUGCAGCUGCUAUUGAUAAAAUUUUACUUUUAAAACAACCUGACUCUAAAACUCCAGUGGUUGAUGCAGCAACAUUAUCUCCAUUUGCAGAACAAUUAAUUAAAUCCCUCUUUGGAAUUUUAACUAAACCCGGUUCAGAAGAAAAUAGCCACACUAUGAAAGCUAUAAUGAGAACAUUUUUAACACUGAAACAACAAAUAAUUCCCCUUUUGGCUGAACUCUUACCUGUCCUGACUGACAAACUUACUAUUGUUGCUCGUAAUCCUAGUCAGCCAGAAUUUAAUCAUUUUCUUUUUGAAACUAUUUCAUUUUGUGUAAAACUAGUUUGUACUGUAACACCUGAAGGAGUUGGUUCAUUUGAAGGAGUAUUGUUUCCUAUAUUUCAAAUUAUUUUGCAGCAAGAUAUUUUAGAAUUUAUGCCAUAUACGUUCCAAUUGUUGGCUCAACUACUUGAAUUCCACAGUCCCGGUAAUGUGGGUGACACCUAUACAAUAUUAUAUCCAUUUUUAUUAACACCAGUGCUGUGGGAGAAAACCAGUAAUAUUCAUCCAUUAGUUAGACUCUUAAGAUCAUAUGUGCGUAAGACUGCUCCAGAAAACUUUGAAAAAUCUCUGAAUAUUAACGGACUUUUAGGCGUGUUUCAAAAACUUAUUGCAUCAAAAUCACAGGAUCAAGAAGGAUUCAGAUUACUGAAAACAAUAAUAGAGCAUUGUCCUAUGGAAGUAUUACAAUCUCAGAUGAAAAAUAUAUUUGUUCUCUUAUUUCAACGACUAACUUCAUCUAAAACAACUAAAUUUAUACGUGAACUUAUUGUGUUUAUAUUCUUCUGUGUUAUCAAAUAUGGUGCAACAUUUAUGGUGGAUCUCAUAGAUUCAAUUCAAAAUGGUAUGUUUGGUAUGCUUUUGGAGAAAAUUAUGUUACCAGAUGUUCAAAAAGUAACUGGAAAUAUUAAUAAAAAGAUUACUGCAGUUGGCAUCAUAAAGGUACUUACAGACACUCAAAAGUUAAUUGAUGGACCUUAUGCACAAUUUUGGGCUCUCCUUCUUCAAUCUGUUGUUUGCUUGUUUGAACUUCCAGAAGAUGAAACUGUUUAUUCAGAAGACAAAUUAUUACAAGAUGACAAUGAUAACUCUUAUGAAGCUGGUUACUCUCAACUUGCUUUUGCAAGUGAAACUGAAUAUGAUCCUUUAGAAGGAAUCGAAGCAAAAGUUUUCCUAGGUCAAUCAUUAACCAAACUCAUGAACCAAUUACCUGGACGAGUAUCUAUACUAAUGAGUCAAGGAAUUACUGAAGAGCGGCGUGCACAAAUUCAAAACUAUUUAAUUAGUCUCAAUGUACAAAUUAUGUGAAUUGUAUGUGUCAUUGUCUCGUUGAUCAAAGAUCCCAACAUUAUUUAAAUUAAUUUUGUACCUUAUAUGUAUCUGAAAAAUAAUUUAUUUUUCUUGAGUUUUAAAUAAUUAUUUUGUUUAACAGCCACAAACACAAAAUAUCUUUUUUUUCUGUUCUGUUACAAUAUUAUAAUAAAUAACAUUUUUUUUUAA
Aphis gossypii (cotton aphid) is the source of this 3133-nucleotide messenger RNA. RefSeq names its product exportin-2 (gene Cse1). The record is from RefSeq and is a predicted model, not a curated record. Gene Ontology annotation, biological process: protein export from nucleus; protein import into nucleus. Gene Ontology annotation, cellular component: cytosol; nuclear envelope. Gene Ontology annotation, molecular function: small GTPase binding; nuclear export signal receptor activity. NCBI's taxonomy places the organism in Eukaryota, Metazoa, Arthropoda, Insecta, Hemiptera, Aphididae.